GACAAGUGAAAGCGUUAUUGAAGAUAAGUUCCUAUGCUGGAUUCCAGGCGACAUGGACAGCUGUGAGUUCAGGCGCUCUCGAUUGCGUUCAUAAAAGCAAGCUGGACCCUCGUCCACUCAUAGGCCACAAGUCGGUGAGAGACGUCCUGGUCAUGAACUGAGCCGAGAGGAGAUUAUGCAACCCUUUACCCAAAUCUGCUCUUCGUUCAUACUUGAUUUGAAGAGCGUUCCGGCCCAAGGCAAUAUUGAAGCAUAUUUAUUGUACAUGGUGUCGCAAUCAUCAUCAGGCUGAUCUAGCUUCAACCACUGUCGCGAACGAGGAGAUGCGCAAGCUAGAGCCGGAGAAGAUCAUCGUGCAUGUGGGGAGAAGGAAACUCUCUCUGUCUUAUGAAGAUUUGAUCAUACCUAAGCUCCAUGCUGAGAACGUCAAUUUGCAUAUGUUCAUGAAGUUUUCGAUGCGAGCUAGUGUCAAUCCAACUGAUGCUCCAGUGGGAUUCAGCAGGCCAUGCACACAGAAUAUGACGCUCGUGGACUCGAACUUUGUGGCUUGUAACUAAAGACUUGAGUAUGUUGAUUCCGUUCAGUGAAGUGCCCAGAAGAUGUCGAAGAGUCACUCCUCGACUCUCGAGUUCUUAUGCUUGGGCCAGGAGAAAAUUACUUAAUGUACUCAUACGAAACACAAAACAUUUGCUAGGACCC
Messenger RNA from Marchantia polymorpha subsp. ruderalis, 699 nucleotides. Lineage: Eukaryota; Viridiplantae; Streptophyta; Marchantiopsida; Marchantiales; Marchantiaceae. The record is from the annotation of a GenBank genome assembly.